CCAUAAAAUAAUAUAAUAAUAAAAAUAAUAAAAUGUCAACUUGUUUUAAAAAGCCGAAGUGAUCGGAUUUGGGGUGUAGAGAAGUGAGUAGUUAUUAUUGUUACUCGCAUCAGAUGUUCAGUUGUAAAGAAUGUAAUGGCAGAAUACAUUUCAGGUGACAAAUAGCUGUGCUAAGAGAAAUUGAUGAAAUUAAAGAUAGUAUUAAGGAAGCAGAGAGGUUAAUUAUGAUGAUAGAAGAAUUAUCUAUAGCAAAUGGAUGAUCAAUGUAUAUUCCAAAGAUCGAAAAUACUUUGGUCAAUUUUUAAGGAUAUCUUGUAUGGGCUUUCCAAGAAAGUUACUGAGGUUGUUGAUAAUUGGAGCCCGGAAGACUAUUCGUAUCUUGAAGGACAGCUCAGAGAAAUACAGAGCGAAAUAGCAGACAAUCCAGAUAUUAAAGAAGUUUUAUUCUUAUCCAUAAGCAAAGAAGCAUCUCUCAAUCCCUUUGCAACUGUAGAAAAUGAGUAUUCAUCAAAUUCAAAAAUCCAAACUAAAAUCGACUCAAUUCUCCAAAAGCACACUAAAUUCCUAACCCAAAGACACAAAUAACGAAAUGGCUGCUUACAAACAACACUGCAAAACCCAAAUUCUCGAAGAAUUCCACACCCAAAUCUCUACCCUAAAAACCCUGACUGAAACCCAAACCCUCGAAAUCUCCGAAUACACUGAAACUAUCAAAGCCCUCACACUCCAGAACCAGGAGCUAUCUCUUGAGCUCCAAGCUCAAGUCUCCAAGUACCAGGACCUUGAGCUAGAGACUGCUAAGCUAAGAGAAGAAUUUCUCAUCUCUAAAACCGACCUUGCAUCAAUAACCCAUAAAUUUACAUCCUCUGAAAACCAGCAUAAAUAAAGCCCUCCAAAAUAUUCAGCAAUUAGAAGAAAAACUAGAAGAGCUAAAAUUAGAAGCCAUCAGAAAUAUAGAAGGAUUCGAUCCAAGUUGUACAAAAGUAGAGCUAUUGAUAAAUCAAGACAAAGGGAAAGCUAUAAUCAAAACAUUAGCAUCAUUCAGGUAUCAAUUUGAGCCUCUUGAAAGAUUGAAGAUAUCUAAUUUUAAAGAUGAAGAUGAAAGUGUAAAUGAUUUCCUUACUUAUUGCUCUCCUCCCUCACUUAAUCUUCUGUUCUUUGGUGUUGGAAUUGGUAAUCCUGUGAACAUAAAUUAUUACUUGGAUGGGCUAAAGUGCCUGUUGCCCCAAGUCUACAAAGAAAUAUUCCUACUGUUCUUUAUACUUGAUGAGGAAAAUUUCAGCAGAAUUGUAAGACUCUCUUCUAACUGAUCAAGGCUGGUUUUUAGUUGAUGUAAAAUAUCGACUUCUCUACCUUUAGAUUUCUCAAAUGAAUCUACUUACAGGACCGAAUACUUAAGUCUGCAAUGGUGAGGGAGCCAAAAGUGGCAUACUAAUAUGAAUUGGAUGAAAAAACCCAAAUAUUUUGAAAAUAUUUUAACUGCUAUAAAGAACUCUACUUUGAAGGAUUCUCUGCAAAUUCUUAAUGCUGCUUUUUGUAAUAUCAAAAUUCAGGAAGCUAAGAAGUUAUUAGAUAAGCAUGGCUUGACAUCCAUCAAUGUUGUAUCUCUAAACACAUACGAAUUAAUUGAAUAACCCAUAUUUUUAUUUCAACCUCA
Moneuplotes crassus is the source of this 1657-nucleotide messenger RNA. Lineage: Eukaryota; Ciliophora; Spirotrichea; Euplotida; Euplotidae. The record is from the annotation of a GenBank genome assembly.